UUACUAAAACAUUUUAUUGUCUUUCAUUCAAAUUAAACCGUUGUUAUAAAAGAUUAGUUAAUAAAUUUUGUUUAUUGACUAAAGAUAUGGAUUCAAAACACAUGAAUUACCAAACAUUAGACAAAAAAGCAAUUAUCAAAGGAUUGGAUAAUUUAGGAAAUACUUGUUAUAUGAAUAGUUCGAUUCAGGCUUUACAUGCCAUACCUGAGCUGAGACAACAUAUAUCUCAAAUAAAUUGUAAUAAACCGUUACAUUUAAGUUUCAAGAAAUUGUUCCAUGAGUUGGACAGUAUGACUGAUGAGACAAGUGUUGAUCCAACAAAUUUUUGGCAAACUUUUGCUGAAUUUAAUUCUGAAUUUCAAGAUAAGGAACAACACGACGCUCAGGAGUUUCUUAGAUAUCUCAUCAAUGGAUUACACGACGAGAUUAAUACAGUUCAGGCAAAACCUAAGACACAAACAGACAAACAAAUCAAUAGUAAUAAGGCCUGGGAUUACUAUAACAAAUAUGUGGACAACUCAUAUUUGGUCGACUUAUUUGUAGGACAGUUCAAGUCAACAGUUAGGUGUGAUUAUUGUAAACAUGAAAGUUGUUGUUACGAAACAUUUUGGGAUCUCUCGAUAUCCAUACCAGAAGUCGACCAUCAGAUCACUAUUGUUGAGUGUCUUCGCUAUUAUUUCACAGACGAACAAUUGACUGGCGAUUCGAUGCCCACUUGCGAUACAUGUGCUGCAAGACGUAGUUCAACAAAACUGUUGGCUUUUAGACGGACACCAAAAAUAUUGGUAAUACAACUCAAGAGAUUCUUGAACGACGGCAAAAAAAUCUCGAGAUUAGUGACAAUUGAAACCCAAAUUACAAUCGAUGGACUCGAUUAUAGCAUCUUUGCAUUGAUCACCCAUAAGGGACACACCUGUCUAAAAGGUCAUUAUGUUUGCUAUUGUAAAGUUGAUGACCAGUGGUAUACAUAUGAUGACGAAGAAAUACAUAAGAAAUUUGAGAUGCAUUGGGACGACAUACCCGGCUCUUACAUACUUUUCUAUAGGCAAAUACCCGGUCCAUCCCAUCCUAUUUAA
Molecule: messenger RNA, 1076 nt
Organism: Oppia nitens
Lineage: Eukaryota; Metazoa; Arthropoda; Arachnida; Sarcoptiformes; Oppiidae
Product: ubiquitin carboxyl-terminal hydrolase 2-like
Exons: 1
Coding region: 87-1076 (329 amino acids)
Biological process (GO): protein deubiquitination
Molecular function (GO): cysteine-type deubiquitinase activity
Source: RefSeq, a predicted model, not a curated record